AUGGACCGUUUCUUGGGGUUGGUCAAGCAGAUAAGGAGAUCAAGAAGAAGAAAAGGCAAAAAGUACCGUCCGGAGGAAGAUUAUCACGAGGGCUAUGAGGAUGUAUAUUAUUAUGCCUCAGAGCAUUUUCCAAAUGACAGUCCAUAUACUAAAUCUGCAAACCAGUCAAAGCCACCCGAUGGAGCACUAGCUAUAAGAAGACAGAGCAUUCCAGAGGAAUUCAAAGGCUCAACAAUAGUUGAACUGAUAAAGAAAGAGGGCACUACUUUGGGACUUACAGUAUCUGGUGGAACAGACAAAGAUGGAAAACCAAGAGUGUCCAAUCUUCGACAAGGAGGAAUUGCUGCUAGAAGUGACCAACUGGAUGUAGGAGAUUACAUCAAAUCUGUAAAUGGAAUCAACCUGACAAAGUUUCGCCACGAUGAGAUCAUUAGUUUGCUCAAGAAUGUUGGUGAGCGGGUUGUAUUAGAAGUGGAGUAUGAGCUUCCACCUGCUUCUGUACAAGGUUCAGGUGUCAUUUUUAGAACUGUGGAAGUUACUUUACAUAAAGAAGGGAACACUUUUGGAUUUGUAAUUAGAGGUGGCACACACGAUGACAGAAAUAAAUCCCGUCCUAUUGUAAUAACAUGUGUUAGACCUGGAGGUCCUGCCGACAGAGAGGGUACUAUCAAGCCUGGAGACAGGUUGCUCAGCAUUGACGGAAUUCGGCUUGUUGGAACUUCACACAAUGAAGCCAUGUGUAUUCUCAAACAGUGUGGGCAAGAAGCAACUCUACUAAUAGAAUAUGAUGUCUCAGUUAUGGAUUCAGUAACAACAGCUUCUGGGCCAUUGCUUGUCGAAGUUGCCAAAACCGCUGGUUCUGCUCUGGGCGUUGCGCUAUCUACCUCAAUGUGUUGCAGCAAGCAAGUCAUUGUUAUAGAUAAAAUAAAAUCUGCAAGUAUAGCAGAUAGAUGUGGUGCACUGCAUAUAGGUGAUCACAUUCUGUCUAUUGAUGGAACUAGCAUGGAAUACUGUACUUUGGCUGAAGCAACACAAUUUUUGGCUAAUACUUCUGACAAUGUCAAACUAGAGAUCCUUCCCCAUCAUCAGACACGCCUUGCACUUAAAGGACCAGAACAUGCCUUGGUAUCUUCAUCAUUCUCUCCUGCCUCCAUGAGCGCAUACAGCUUGAGUUCACUAAACAUGGGAACUUUACCACGCAGCCUCUACUCUACUAGUCCAAGAGGAACAUUGAUGAGAAGAAGAAUGAAAAAGAAGGACUUCAAAAGCUCAUUAUCACUAGCCUCUAGCACUGUUGGCUUGGCAGGGCAAGUUGUCCACACGGAAACAACCGAAGUAGUGUUGGCAGCUGAUCCAAUUGUAGGAUUUGGAAUACAGCUCCAGGGUGGUGUGUUUGCUACAGAGACAUUAUCAUCUCCACCUCUGAUUUCCUAAGAAGCUGACAGUCCAGCAGAAAAGUGUGGCAUCCUCCAAAUAGGAGACAGAAUACUGACUAUAAAUGGGAUCCUAACUGAAGAUAGCACAUUUGAUGAAGCUAAUCAGCUCCUCAGAGAUUCUUCUAUCACUAGCAAGGUCACUCUGGAAAUUGAAUUUGAUGUUGCAGAAUCUGUCAUACCAAGUAGUGGCACUUUUCAUGUAAAACUACCAAAGAAGCAUAAUGUAGAACUUGGCAUCACCAUAAGUUCUCCAUCUAGUCGAAAACCAGGGGAUCCUCUUGUUAUUUCAGAUAUUAAGAAGGGAAGUGUUGCCCAUAGAACUGGGACGUUGGAACUAGGUGAUAAAUUGCUUGCCAUAGACAAUAUUCGACUGGACAACUGUUCCAUGGAAGAUGCUGUUCAAAUCCUGCAGCAUUGUGAGGAACUUGUAAAACUAAAAAUUCGCAAGGAUGAAGAUAACUCUGAUGAACAAGAGAGCUCAGGGGCAAUUAUUUAUACUGUUGAGCUCAAGAGAUAUGGAGGACCUCUUGGGAUCACUAUUUCUGGUACUGAAGAGCCUUUUGAUCCUAUUAUCAUUUCGAGUCUUACUAAAGGUGGAUUAGCUGAAAGGACAGGUGCAAUUCAUAUCGGAGACCGAAUCUUAGCAAUAAAUAGUAACAGUCUGAAAGGGAAACCUUUGAGUGAAGCCAUUCAUUUGUUACAGAUGGCAGGAGAGACAGUGACCUUGAAAAUAAAGAAGCAGACAGAUGGUGAGUCAUCAAGUCCCAAUAAAUUUUCUGCCUCUGGUCAUACAAAUGAAUUAAGUGAUGCUGAAGAUGAUACGGCCACCACACAAAAACCAGGCAAGCUGUCUGAAAUUUAUUCCACAACAGUCCCAAGUGUGGACAGUGCUGUAGAAUCAUGGGAUGGCUCUGGAAUGGAUAACAGUUAUGGAAGUCAAGGUCCCAAUUAUCAGGCUUCAGGAUACAACUUCAAUACCUUUGAAUGGAGAAGUCCAAAACAAAAGGGUAGUUUAUCUCCUUUGAAUAGGCCCCGAAUCAACUCCUUCCAUGAUACAGGGUUAAGUGAUGAUGAUUGGGAUAAACCAGUAGCAAGUAGCUUUACAGGUAUCCCUGAGCCUGACCAGGAGGAAAACUUCUGGUCCCAAGCACUGGAAGAUUUGGAGACUUGUGGACAGUCAGGAAUUCUGAGGGAAUUAGAGGACAAGGUUGACAGGCGUCUCUAUUUGAGAAACAUGGCUCUCUUGGCUACAAUUAUGUCAGGGAGUACAAUGAGCCUGAAUCAUGAUAACUCUCAAGUUCGCAGCCAUCUAGGAAGACAAGCCAGCUUUCAGGAAAGAAGUACUUCAAGGCCACAUUAUAGCCAGACCACUCGAAGCAACACAUUGCCUUCAGAUGUGGGGAGGAAGUCCAUAGCCCUUAGAAAAAUGAAGCAAGAGAUGAAAGAAAUCAUGUCCCCAACUCCUGUGGAGUUACACAAGAUAACUUUAUACAAGGAUUCUAAUAUGGAGGACUUCGGAUUCAGUGUCUCUGAUGGCUUAUUGGAAAAAGGUGUAUAUGUUAAAAAUAUUCGGCCAGAUGGACCUGGAGAUGUAGGUGGUUUGAAGCCAUAUGACAGACUACUACAGGUAAAUCACGUUCGCACAAGAGACUUUGACUGCUGCCUUGUUGUACCCCUAAUAGCAGAGUCCAGUAAUAAAUUAGAACUUGUUAUUAGUCGCAACCCAUUAGCUUCCCAAAGGAAAGGCUCUGAGCACCAGACUUUCUCAACAGGACAAUGGAGCCAUCCGAACAAUGCUUUCCUUCAACAAAGCAGACAUAACACAGGUUCAGAGAUGAAAUGGGAACCUAUGAACACUUUAUAGCCAAAAACUGUAUCUGUCCAAGAUGCUAAAGAUUUAAAUGGUGCUAUUUUUUUUUUAAUACGUCUGAUACACUGGAAACACAGACACUAUCUAAUGUUGAGAAGCACACAGGGAAGGUUCUGAUUAUUUCUCAAGGCUUAUUCUUUGCUGCUUUCUUCCCAAUCGAGUUUUCUUCUCACUUUUUUAUAACCACAAAUAGUGCCAUUUCAAGCUGAACUCCACAUGCAAGAGAAAGCAAUGGGGAAAAUAACUGUUUUCAUGUAGAUUAAUCAAAAGAAACAUUGUAAGUGAAACUGAGCUCUUUUCAACCCCCCAUCCAAGUAUCUAAAAAAAGUAUCCCAGUUUUUUAUUAUCAAAGUUUAUAUUAAAAGUUCAGUUAAUUGAAGGAAGGAAUAUCAAAAUAUUAUCAUUAUGCCCAAAAGAUUAUUGUAUCAUAGUUAUUGUUUAAUAAAGUGUGUGUCUCUUACCUCUGCUAAACAGGGGGUGGGGGGGACCAAAAACUGUUACUUGUUCUGCAAUCAUUUCAGCAAAGGUGCACAGAGGAUCCCAGGGGGUAAAACUUUAGAUUCUGUUACAAUAUGAUUUAUUAGAAAUUACAUUAUUCCCUAUGCAAUUUUAAACAAUAGGAUAUGUCAUGCACCCUGUAUGGAUUUCUCACUUUUAGGUAUUUGAAACGUAUAAUGAUUUUUGUUUUAAAACAAUUAAUAAGGCUUUAUGGAAACAAGGUUUAAUAAGAAAAACAUUCAAGUAAGUUUUUUUUUCUUAACUGAAUUCCA
Molecule: messenger RNA, 4076 nt
Organism: Thamnophis elegans (Western terrestrial garter snake)
Lineage: Eukaryota; Metazoa; Chordata; Lepidosauria; Squamata; Natricidae
Gene: GRIP1
Product: glutamate receptor interacting protein 1
Biological process (GO): neurotransmitter receptor transport, endosome to postsynaptic membrane
Molecular function (GO): nuclear glucocorticoid receptor binding
Source: RefSeq, a predicted model, not a curated record